This is a messenger RNA of Cheilinus undulatus (humphead wrasse), 1485 nucleotides long. Its product is annotated as THAP domain-containing protein 5-like. Gene Ontology annotation, cellular component: nucleus. The record is from RefSeq and is a predicted model, not a curated record. The transcript has 3 exons. The coding region runs from base 262 to 1149 and encodes 295 amino acids. Lineage: Eukaryota; Metazoa; Chordata; Actinopteri; Labriformes; Labridae.
CCCUGUUGUUACUCCCAGUGUUAUUUCCUCGUGCUACUCCAGUGUUUUUGCCUUCUAUGGAUUUUGAGUUUCUGGAUUUAUUUGUCGUAAGUUCUUUUGUUUGUUUUAUUAAAUCAGUUCCUUAGUUUAUCUGCAUUUGGGUCCUUUGCCUUUUGUUUUUGGAUUUUCCCUGCCUGAAUCUGACACCUAGACUCUGCAUUCUGGACCAGUUGGAGGUUUCCCUUGCAAGACAAACCCAGGCUUCAGAAAUGGGUGGACAACAUGAAGAGGGAUGGGUGGACCCCGAGUCGACAUCAGUACCUUUGCAGCGAGCAUUUCACGGAGGAUUGCUUCGACAUUCGAUGGGGCAUCCGCUACCUAAAGAACACAGCCAUUCCCACCAUUUUCUCCUCCACUGAGGAUGAUGAUGGGACACAAUGUGGAACCUUAAAAAGAAGCCCAAAGGCCAAACCCAGGACUCUAGACAUUGAUUCCAUUGGAUUUGACUCCCCUGUCAGUAAGAGGCCCCUCAUUUUAAGCAGAACUUGCAAAAAGGUCCAGUCAAGCACAACAAACAACCUUCAUAAUGGACAAACAGAGUCAGUAAAUAAGCCACCUUUGGUGUCAGACACUGACAAAUCUUGGGAUUCAAAUUCAUCAGAGAUUCAAACCCCUGUUUGUAAGACUUCAGGUGACAGCGGGGUGCAGGCGGCCUCUGGUCUUGCCCUCUCCCUGUGCAGUAAGGAAGAGCAGACCGACUCGACUGUGACUGUGUUGUGUUAUGAGACACUGGGCUGUCACGCUGAGAGAGAAAACGUGGACGCAACGGCUCUCCAAGCAGCUCUGAGUCAAACUUUCAGCCUCGUCCCAAUGGAAAUAAUCAAAGACAAGCCGAUGGGCUGCUUCUCAGAGGAGAGGGGACCCAGCGAGGGAGAGCACAUCUCUGUUUAUGAGCAUGCAUACUGCAGACAGGACACAGACAAAGAUCAGCUUUGGAGUAAGAUCAUGAGUUUGCAUGCAAAGAUAUCAGAACUGGACCGCAGGGAGGAGAGCACUGUGGCGAAAAUCCGAGCUCUGGAGACGGAGAUAGCACUCCUGAGGAAAGAUGGGGCUGUUUUUAAAGAGAAGCAGAAAGUUUUGGAGGAUUAUAUAUCAUCAGUGUUGCUCUGAUUUUGAAAAUAACCAAAAAUAUGAGCUACAGAUUUUUAAUGUGCUUGUUUUAGAAUUGUUGAGCUGACCGUGUCUCUUUGAAGCUUAUUGGUACUGCAUCUUUACUCGAAUUCUCCACACUUGAAUGCUAUUAUAUUUCUUAUCCACACGGUGGCACUGUAUGACUGAUGUCACUGGAAGUGUUUCAAAGAUAGAAUCAAGUAUCAUUAAGUUGUUUCUAUGUGCAUUUAUGAUUUUCUGUGAGGUUUUCAGACUCUGAAUCCCAUCAUUAACACCUUUAUGUGCAGCAUCAGUCAUUGUUCAGUUCUAUGGUCCAUUACAUCUUUUUUAAUGGUG